UUUCGCGUUAAGGGGUUUUUCUAGGGCGUCGCGUCUCUAAUAACGCGCCCACCUAUUUAACCUAGGACAACCUUUCGAUCUUUUUUAAUAAUCAGAAUUUCUCACAAUUCUAUAGUUCAAUUAAUUCUUCGAUUAUACCUCUUUUUCUAUUAAAUUGUCUCAUUCUAGACGAAUUUAUAGGAAUAAGAAAAACAUUCACGCUGCAUCCGCUACGUCAUUUACGACACCUUCCGACGUGGGAUUUCAGUCGAUUAUUAGCUCGACCUCGACCACGACCUCGGUCUUCAUACAUACAAUUGGAACUGCAAUUGCAGUUUCUAAUCAAAUUCACAUCCAGAACUUUCUACACAAUGUCUUCACAAAAGCGCAAGGGCGAUAAUGCCCUCUCACCCUCCGACUCGAACAAGAAGCCCAAAGUAAACUCGAGCAUAACAUCAUUCUUCGGUGCUCCUAAGAAUGCACCUGCUUCCUCACCCUCUGGGAAAGGACCCGGAAGCUCGCAACCCGAAGCGCCCGCCUUAAAGUUCAAUAAGGAGAAGUGGGUAGCUGGUUUAACAUUAGAGCAGAAGCGUCACCUCCAGCUCGAGAUCCAGACUCUUGAUCCAUCAUGGCUAGCCCAUCUCAAGGAUGAGAUCGUCAAACCUGAAUUCAUCGAACUGAAGAAGUUCCUCGAGAGCGAGGUUAAAGCUGGGAAGAAAGUAUUCCCGCCGAGGGAAGACGUUUACUCAUGGUCCCGCCACACACCCUUCCACAAAGUAAAAGUCGUAAUCAUAGGGCAAGACCCAUACCACAACUUCAACCAAGCCCACGGCCUAGCCUUCUCCGUCCGCCCUCCAACAAGAGCCCCUCCAUCCCUAAAAAACAUGUACAUCGCGCUGAAAAAAGACUACCCAACCUUCGUCCCGCCCCCCAAUAACGGUGGUCUCCUAACCCCGUGGGCAGAGCGCGGCGUACUAAUGCUAAACACCUGCCUCACCGUCCGCGCGCACGACGCAAACUCGCAUUCAAAACGGGGCUGGGAAGCUUUCACGCAGAAAGUAAUCGAUCUCGUAGCGCAGAAACGCACACGCGGAGUCGUGUUCCUAGCUUGGGGUUCGCCGGCGCAAAAACGUGUUGUUAAGGUGGACACGAAUAGACAUUUGGUAUUGAAGAGCGUGCAUCCGAGUCCGUUGAGCGCGUCGCGGGGAUUCUUCGAUUGUGGACACUUUAAGGCUACGAAUGAGUGGUUGAAGGGGAGGUAUGGUGAGGAUGGCGUUAUUGAUUGGGAUUUAAAUCCUAAUGCUGAGGCUAAGAAGGAGGUGCUUAAGAAGCUGGAGGAAGAGAAGAAAGGUGAGGAGGGAGAGGAUGAGGAUGAUACUACGCCCGUUGUAGCUGUAGGUGAGGUUGAAGAGAAGGGUGAGGAGGAGAGCAAGGUCCUGCAGAAAGAGGAUGAGGAAGGAACCGCAAAGACGCAAGAUGGUGAUGAGUCGGAUUGAGUCACCUACCUAGUUUAUUGUACAUUACUUGAGGGUUUGAGGGUAAGGCGUUCGGGUGUUUCUCGCCCUCGUCGUGUUACUGCUCGGCGUUGUGCGGUGUAAAUGGAUGGAUGGAUAGGCAAGGCAUUAGCCACUGGCAUGUCAAGAUUGUACAGGUAUAACAAAAAAGUGCCCUUAGGAAGAAGUGGUACAGUGUAAAUGAGUAAUAGCUGGCUAAAUUGUAUAAGUCUUGGUAUAAAAUGACGAUUUCUAUAUCCGGAGUGCUAUCAAGAUUGUUCUAAUGUUCAGCAUCAACUUAUCUCUGC
Molecule: messenger RNA, 1780 nt
Organism: Hypoxylon trugodes
Lineage: Eukaryota; Fungi; Ascomycota; Sordariomycetes; Xylariales; Hypoxylaceae
Product: uracil-DNA glycosylase
Exons: 2
Coding region: 351-1475 (374 amino acids)
Biological process (GO): base-excision repair; base-excision repair, AP site formation via deaminated base removal
Cellular component (GO): nucleus; mitochondrion
Molecular function (GO): uracil DNA N-glycosylase activity
Source: RefSeq, a predicted model, not a curated record